AUGGUUUUCGCCAUCCGCAACGUCCUGGGAACCACGGGUUUUCCCAGGGAUUUCCGCCCCUGCUCCGCGGUGCUGAGACUCAACGUUGUGGAAGCGACGGAAGUACAGCCACAGUCGGUGAGUAAUGCCCCGGUGGUCUGGUCUCUGGCCACCCUCCGAAUUGUGCAUCGCCCACUUCUGCAGGUUAUAUCUCUGGUGUGCGUGUCCAAUAUGGCACAGUUCAAGAGUUUCGAGCUUUCGACCACCCUCUGGGCCCUUGCAAAGCUUGGAUCCAUGGAGGACUCAGCUCCCGUGGAGAAGGCGGUCUUUUAUGCGGCCGCGACCCACAUCCACAACAACGUCAACGACUUUGGCUUUCGAUGUCUUGCGACGACCGCCUGGGCCUUCGCCACUGCAAAGCAACGCCACGCGCGGCUCUUCCGCAGCAUGGCGGCGGCGAUGUUGCCUGCGGCGGCGGGCGCCAACUGCCAGGAAAUGGCCAACACAGCCUGGGCCUUUGGCACUGCCGACUUCCAUGACGACGCUUUGUUUCAAGAAUUAGCCGAGCAAGCCAUUCAUCGGCUGGAGGAGUUUAAACCACAGGAAAUCUCCAAUAUGCUUUGGGGCUUUGCCACCAACAGCUUUUUCCACGAGGGUUUUUACGCUCGUGCCGGCAUGGUGGCACAAAAUAUGGAACUUCAGUCACAGCACUUGGCGAAUAUCCUUUGGGCCUUCGCGCGAGUGAGGCCGAAGCAUCCCUUGACACAGCAGACAGUGCUGGCACUGCUGCCUGUUUGCACGCGACAGUUGGCAACGUUUAAACCGCAGGAGGUCUCCUCAACUUUGUUGGCCACCGCCAAGGCCGUGGGAAGCGGCGACGAGAUGACGCCCCUGGCCCCGACCUUGGAGAAUUUUCGUCAGGAGGUGCUAGAUUUUUUCCAUGCUUGCUUGCCGUGGGUGGUGGCGAGGCUCCGGGACUUCUCGGAGCAAUCCUUGGCGAAUUCGGUGAGUGCAUACGCCAUGGUGCCAGUACGCGGGUCUGAAACUUUAGUGGAGUGUGCGGGACAGGAGGUCUCCAAACGCUUGAAGGAUUUGGAUGUCAAUGCUCUAGUGCACCUGUUAAAGGGCUUCUCUUUGUUCCCAACGAGCAACAGCAGCGUGAAGAUCGUGAAGGUCUUGGCCGAUAUCAUCGCUACACAGCUCGACAAAGUACGCGCUCAAGAGAUGCAAAGCCUUGGGAGGUUGCUGAACCGAGGCGCGGCACAACGAGAGCUUGACUUUGAAGAAAUCCAGAAGCGUUUGGUUUCCCUAGCACAAAACGUGCGCCAACAGAACGGCGAUUCGUCGCUGAGGUGGCGCUCUGGGGAAGAGGGGAAAGGUGCCAAUGCAGGUGGAUCAGGCUCCGGUGCAAAUGCAGGCUUGAAAAAAAAGGGGGCGGCCAUAGCGCAGCAACAGGCGCAAUUGCCGCAGGUUUCCGGCCUCUCCGGUGUGAACCCAGUGACGCAGAUGCCGCAGGUGUCUUUGCCGGUGCAGGGUGGCACUCAAAAGCGCCAGGGUGGCACUUCCGUUGAGGCCUCGAAUUUGGCCGAGAUGCAGGCCCAACUGGCGAUGGACAUGUUCCCUCAGGGCCGUCGAGCGCCGAUGAACCGGUUGCUUCGCGUGCCGCAGCACCACCAUUCCGCUGCUCGCGGGCGCAUGGGACACGAGGACGACUUCCUACAUCAGCAUCCCUUGUGUCCCAUCAGCGAGUCCGGAAUGAUGGCCGCAAUGGCCGGCUGCAAUUCUUGGGAGGGUGCGCUUCAACCUGGAGGAUGCCAAGGGGGAGAUUAUCAAGCAACUCCCUUGCUUGGCAACACAGGUGCCACAGCACCAUUGCCAGGACCAGGUUUCAUGAUGGAUGGGGCCUCGACGUCAGCGACGAUGGGCACAGCCCCGGCGUUGGGUGCCAUGCAUCCAGCCUAUCCUUCACUGCAGAUUCCAUCAACGUCCUUUCCGGGUUUGCAGGAUCCCAUGAUGAUGAUGCCAGCCACUAGCCUGGUGCCUGCGGCGCAGGUGCACGAGUCGAUGAUGUCGAUGCCCAAGCCUCCGGCCCAUGCCAGAAACAAUUGGGAAACUUCCCACAAGUUGUUUGUGAAGAAUUCCUUCCUGCACGUGGAGGACAGUGAUGAGGAGGAGGACGAUUGGAACUGCGAUGGAACCUCAUCCCAUCGCUCAUCAUCCAUGCCUAGCCGCAUCAGCCGUGACAAAGAGGACCGGCUUUACAAUCGUCUCCCUCCCGCUGAGAUGUUGGAGCUGUUGUAUUCCCUCCGGAACAAGCCGGCCGCGCCGGCACAUGGUGGAGGAGGUGCGGAAGGUCCAUCCGUGAGUCCGAUCUUGUCAGUCAUCGCCGAAGGCCAAGGAGCCACUUCGUCCACGCAAAGCGCCGCACCUUAUUCUGGCAGCACGUGA
Molecule: messenger RNA, 2427 nt
Organism: Cladocopium goreaui
Lineage: Eukaryota; Dinophyceae; Suessiales; Symbiodiniaceae
Source: the annotation of a GenBank genome assembly